AUCAGUCCGCGGCAGGUCGGACACAUUUGGUACCUAUACCGGCGACACUUCUUAAAUGGAAUUGUUGUCCAUUUAAAAUCACUACACACUUUGACUGUUAUACAACCGGUUUGUUUUGGUCUAUUUAAGUAAUUAAGCAUCGAGUUUGAUUCAUGGAGGCUCACCUUUGGGAAGCGCGGUGACAUGUCCAACGAAAACCUGAUCACGGACUCAAGGAAGAGCAGGAGCAAACUGGGUCUGGUUGUAACUGGGGUGAUUGGAGGGUCACUUGUGGCUCUGUACGCGGUCAGUGGCCCGUUUGUGGCACCUGCUUUGAGAAGAAUCUGCCUCCCGUUCGUCCCCGCGACCCCUACCCAGGUGGAGAACGUCCUCUGUGCUCUGCGACACAGGAGAGGGACUCUGGUGGACAUCGGCAGCGGAGAUGGCAGGAUUGUUAUUGCCGCAGCCAGACGUGGCUUUCAGGCAUCUGGCUUUGAGCUGAACCCCUGGCUGGUGUGGUAUUCCCGUUAUAGAGCCUGGAGAGAAGGGGUCCACCAAUCCACCGCCUUUCAUAUAUCCGAUUUGUGGAAGGUCAGUUUUUCACAAUAUUCCAAUGUUGUCAUCUUUGGAGUUCCUCAAAUGAUGGAGCAGCUGGAAGUGAAGCUGACUGAUGAAUUGCCCAGCAGUGCCAAGGUGGUGGCCUGCAGAUUUCCCUUUCCCACCUGGGUCCCUGAACAGACCGUCGGGGAGGGCAUUGACACUGUUUGGGUGUAUGAUGGCAGGACCUUUAAAUCAAAUGAAACAAGAUUAUAUCAGGGCAAUAAAACGACAUAGAUUUUGAUGCUUACAUACCAGAAAUGUUACCAUGUCUUUUAUUACAUUUCCAGAAUAAAGCAACAUUAUAAU
This is a messenger RNA of Synchiropus splendidus (mandarinfish), 885 nucleotides long. RefSeq names its product fATP synthase c subunit lysine N-methyltransferase (gene atpsckmt). The record is from RefSeq and is a predicted model, not a curated record. The transcript has 4 exons. Gene Ontology annotation, biological process: peptidyl-lysine trimethylation; positive regulation of proton-transporting ATP synthase activity, rotational mechanism; regulation of mitochondrial ATP synthesis coupled proton transport. Gene Ontology annotation, cellular component: mitochondrion. Gene Ontology annotation, molecular function: protein-lysine N-methyltransferase activity. Lineage: Eukaryota; Metazoa; Chordata; Actinopteri; Syngnathiformes; Callionymidae. Bases 184 to 813 code for a protein of 209 amino acids.